Molecule: messenger RNA, 1213 nt
Organism: Loa loa (African eye worm)
Lineage: Eukaryota; Metazoa; Nematoda; Chromadorea; Rhabditida; Onchocercidae
Exons: 7
Coding region: 432-1154 (240 amino acids)
Biological process (GO): NLS-bearing protein import into nucleus; regulation of DNA-templated transcription; nuclear pore organization
Cellular component (GO): nuclear pore nuclear basket; nuclear pore central transport channel; nuclear membrane
Molecular function (GO): phospholipid binding; structural constituent of nuclear pore; single-stranded DNA binding
Source: RefSeq, a predicted model, not a curated record
UUACAAUUCAGCUUUGUGUUUUCUUUUCUUUUUUUGUAUUUUCGUGGAUAAUUAACAUCUUUGUUAUCGGUAUAGUUGAAAUGGCAAAUGAUAUAUUUUCACUUCUGAAGUGAUUCAAGCUGCUUUUCACAUUGUCGGUGGGUUACAAACGGUUGAUUAAGCAAAUAAUUCAACGGUUAAGGUCGUGAUUAUAUGCUUCAGAUUUAUGUUUUUCGUUUCAACAUGCAGUUUGCAGAAGUAUAUCGGACCUCUAGCUGUUACAGUGAAUGAAAUAUGCAGGCAUUUGUGGGAAAUAACUUGUAAGGCAUGGAGACUUGCUUUCCUUUGUGACAACAAUAACAGGUUCUCAUACCAACAAAAGUGUUCACUGGUCGCCAGCAUUGACACAAACGAAAAGUAUCGAUUCAAGCAGUGUACGUGAAGAUUUUCACAUGGAUACUGAUCUGGAUAGUUCAUGUUCAAAAGGACCGGAUGCUUCCGUCGAUCCUCCUCUUCGUUCAAUGAGGGAGGAACUACUCUCCCCACAGCCGGUAUCCAAAGAUUCAAGUUCAGGAACUGUGAACCUGUCAAGUAUAUUGGAUCCGCAAACACAACAGGAAAUUGCUGCACAUUGGAUUACCGUGUAUGGUUUCUCUCGUGAAGAUGCAACAAAUGUCCUUAAAUUAUUUGCACGACAUGGAACAGUUGUUGCUCAUCGGUUUCCUAGAGAAGGCAAUUGGAUGUUUUUACGUUAUGCUUCACCCAUUCAUGCCCAACAAGCUCUUUCGCGAAAUGGACAAAUUAUAGAUGGCCGUUUGCGCCUGGGAGUAGUUCCAGUUGAUAAUGAGGAGUUGGUGAAUUUGGAAGAUGAUGACUAUUUAAACUCAUUUUCACAAACAAAUAAUGAAAACAUUCUCCACUAUGGCCAUAGUAGAUCGAUUUUGGCGGAAAAUUCCUUUUUAUCUGGAGUUGGCCCGUUAUCUUCACCAAUUACACCCUCUCGUCCUUUGGAAACAACUUUUAAUCAGUCCCUAAUUGGGUCAGCCGCCCGCCCAGGAAUUCGCUCUCUACGUGCUUCUUUCAAUGUACUAGAUAAUUAUUAUCGGGUUGGCGAAGAAACAGAACCAGAGAAGUCCCAUGGAUUGUUGGAUAAAUUGUGGAGUUUUGUUUCAUAAUGAGAAGCCAAGUGUUAUUAAAUAUUGGUUCGCAUUUCUUUGUAUCUCAGCAGCCAAUG